This is a messenger RNA of Sardina pilchardus (European sardine), 2238 nucleotides long. RefSeq names its product protein starmaker-like. The coding region runs from base 1 to 2238 and encodes 745 amino acids. The transcript has 2 exons. Lineage: Eukaryota; Metazoa; Chordata; Actinopteri; Clupeiformes; Clupeidae. The record is from RefSeq and is a predicted model, not a curated record.
AUGCUGAUUUUUAGGGACAAGCUGGAAGCUCCUGAUCCUGUAGAAGCCAGAGAGCCUGGAGACAGCAGAGACCAGCCAGCAGAGACCGGAUCCCCUGAGAUCCCUGAGCCAGGGGAAGAGGUGGACCAGAACAGCACGCCUCAGGGGGCCCAUGUCAGUAUACCUCAGGAGAAGGAAGGGACUCCGGACAAUACUCCUCAGGGGACCAGGAAGGAGGAAGGGGCCCAGGAGAGCGUGACUCAGGGACCGGUUCAGGACAGCACACCUCAGGAACCGGGUCAGGACAACAUGCUUCAGGGUCCGGGAGCGGCUGAGUCCGAGCUGCUGUCAGAGGACCUGAGUGGGGGUGAGGAGGUCGCUGAUGUGGACGUCAGUUCAGAGGAGCUGAGGAGAGGAGAGCGAGGGCAACAGGGGCCAGCAGAAGGAGGAGACUCAGAGGAGGUGGCAGGAGAUAGAGGCAUUGAGGAGGAUGUGGAGGAGGAGGAGGAGACCAGUGUGCACACAGAUGUUGAUAUCUGCAGGUCUGAGUUGGAGCCAUCCUCAGAGGCCUCCAUUGGCGGAAUCGCAAAUGUUGACGUGUGCGCAGAGGAGGUAGGAGGCCUGCAAACUAACCAGGACCCUGUGUCUCUGGGAAGCGAAGACAAAUACAGCUCCAUAGAAGCUUCCGGUAGCCAGCUGGAGGAGAAGCAACUGGAAACAAACCUCAUCGUCGACUCCUCAGAACAGAGCCAGAUGCUGCUGGAGACGCAGCCUACAGGAGAUGGAGACAACGCUGGCAGUGAGGUCACACCAGAGGAUCAUGGGAGUGAGGUCAGACCUGAGAAACAGACAUGUGUGGAGAGUCAGCAUGAUGAGCACCAGCAAGCCUCGGAUGCCUCAGUCACACUGACCAAGCAAGCUGAGGCAGAGGCAGAGGCCGCAGACAGUGGUGAGGCAUCUGAUGGAGAACCCAGCCGUGAGGAGGGUGAUGGGGACAGACUUGCACGGGGAGCAGGGGGGCUUGGCGAGGCAUCUUAUGUGGAAUCUUCCCAAGAGGAUGGUGGUGGGGACAGACUGGCACCGGGAAAACAGGGAGGUGUUGGGAGUGGGCAUGAUGAGCCUGGGCAUGUAGAGGGCACCAGAGAGGAGGGCAAAGGGGCAGGAGCAGGGGCAGGGGCAGGGGCAGACUCAGACUCGGAUGUGGAGGAGACAGAUACAGAUGAACCUGGUGCUCCUCAGGACGUGGGUGGAAGCACAUCUGCAGAGGGAAGGGAAGGAAGCAUUCCCAUGACGCAAGCUGAAGACUCGCAUGAAGGUGAACUCAGAGGUGACGGUAAGAUGGAGGCAGAGGAUGUGAGGAAGCCUGCAGAUGAUGAUGAUGAUGGGGAUGAUGAUGAUAAUGAUGGGACAGAAACAGGUAAAGAUGCCCCGACUUCGACCUUACAGGAUGUGUCUGAGAUCGAGUCCACUAUACAGGAGAGGAGUGAUGACGAGUCUGAUGUGACGGCAGCCGUAGAUCCGCAAGGUGACCGUGCAAUAAUCUCAGAUCAGAGAGAGGAGUCUUCCGACACACUCACCAGGUCAGAGGUCAAAGGUCAUGGUGACUCUGAUGCAGUGUCAGGGGUCAGUGAUGAUGAGCAGGCAGAGCAGAGCCACACUCAGGAGUCCCCUCUGGAGAAACGGCAGAGGAACCCGGAGGGAUCUGAUUCGGAUUCUGACUCUGACAGCAGCAAGUCUGAGGAAGAGAAUCCAGAGGUUUCGCACCCAAACCAGCAGGACGUCACCCACCCAGACCAGCAGGACGUCACCCACCCAGACCAGCAGGACGUCACCCACCCAGAACAGCAGGACGUGUCCGAGGAAGCCAGAGAGGAGGAGUGUGAGCAGGAGGCCUGUGAUGAGGAGCCGGGUGGAGAUGGUGAUGAGGAGGAGCAGGAGCCUCAGCAGGAGCAGAGCGUCCAGAGAGGGGGCAGUGAGGAGGGCAUGGGGUCAGGCGCAGGGCACUCGGACAGUGACAACAGAGAUCCCUCCGGAGCUGUUGGAGAGUCCACGCUGUCUCUCUCUGGCCUUUCACCACAUCAAACCCAAUCCAGAAUGGAUCCUGCGUCAGCUGAGGGGUGCUUAGAUCAGACAGCUGAGGACAUGAAGGCUUCUGAUGCAGAACAAGACCAGAGCCCACACGCCCAGUCAGGAGACAGCCAAGAUGACGCACAGGGGGACAACAAAGGUGACCCCAAGGAGAUCAAGGACGAGUCGUGA